This is a messenger RNA of Monopterus albus (swamp eel), 6881 nucleotides long. It is a transcript of the gene gpr179, whose product is annotated as G protein-coupled receptor 179. The record is from RefSeq and is a predicted model, not a curated record. Gene Ontology annotation, biological process: G protein-coupled receptor signaling pathway. The transcript is spliced from 11 exons. Gene Ontology annotation, cellular component: membrane. Lineage: Eukaryota; Metazoa; Chordata; Actinopteri; Synbranchiformes; Synbranchidae. The coding region runs from base 10 to 5184 and encodes 1724 amino acids. Gene Ontology annotation, molecular function: G protein-coupled receptor activity.
UAAUCCAGGAUGGAGCCUGUUUGGCUUCUUCUCCUGCUCCCAUCUCUCCUCACAGGGCAGGAGUCUCCGGACAUCCCACCACGAGUCAGAGUGAAGGCAGACAACAGCACUGACUCUUUAACAAACAGUACAGAGACUGCAGAGAUCUCCACCAGCCCCUCCAGUUCCUUCAAACCCCCAGAGCCUUUUGGGUUUGCAGGGACACCCUCAGAAGCUUCCACAGAGGAUGUGGAUGACUGGUCACCAGCAGAGUCCUUCUUGUACACGGGAGACCCCUCCACCCUGGAAGCAGCUCACUGCUCACGGGCAUACAGCUCACCAGAGCAGACGGGGCCCCUGCCCAGCAGCUUUGACGUCCCCCUCCAGCCGACUCUAGAUGCGCUGGCCAACACGGCCAACUUCCUCAACAUGAUCUUCCAGGCCAGUGACCUGCGGGAGAGCACGAUGCAGGAAGACAUGGAGUGGUACCACGCCCUGGUCCGCGCCCUCCUGGAAGCAGACGUACUCAUUCAGCGGGCCCUGCUCACUUUUGACGCUGACCCCACCGCCACAGUCCCUCAGCUAGUGCUGCGUGCCACCCGCAACCCAACAGCCCAGGUACAGACCAUUGUCCUCCAGGACUUAUCCAAGGCCUGGGAGAGCCUGCACCCGCCUGCUCCUGCCCCUGACGACAGCUGGUACCGAAGCUUUAAAUUCCCAGAGUCCAGCCAGCUGACAGCAGCCCUGUCCAAGCGGGUGCUCCUCAAUGACCUCAGCACCUUGGACACACCUAAGUGGGGACGGGGCGACAGCUAUGUGACCAAUCGCAGUGGGGUGCGCUGGGCCAGCACCCCCUUCCUUGACUGUAAGGACGGACGCUUUGUUCCUGGCUGGAUGCUCACGCUGUCCACAUCUUUCUAUGGCCUGAAGCCUGACCUGACGCCAGAGUUCAGAGGUGUGAUCCGUGUGGACGUCAACAUUCAAGACGUUGACUUGGACCAGUGUGCAACAAGAGACGCCUGGUUUGCUGAUACACACCAGUGCAACCGCACCAGCAUGGAGUGUGUGCCACUUCAUGGCCGGGGCUUUCGGCUGGGUCAGUACUGCUGCCGCUGUAGAGACGGUUACUACAACCCUGAUCCUGGUCCUCAGGACGCCGAUGGCGGCCCUAUGAACGGGAGUGACGCCGGUGGUACGUGUUACCCGAACAUGCCCAUCUGUCUCCCGUGCUGGCCGGGCUGUAAGAGCUGUCAGGACGGUGCCCCCUGCUGGGUGCAGGAAGACUGGCUCCUCAGGGCCGCCGUGCUGGCGGUCCAGGGGGUCUUCAUGCUCCUCAUCUUCAUCAGCAUGCUGGUGGCCUACAGGCACCGUCGAAACCGAAGGAUCCGGGCGUCCGGCCUCCUGCUGCUGGAGACGAUCCUGUUCGGCUCUCUGCUCCUCUACUUCCCGGUCUUUAUCCUGUACUUCAAGCCAAGUACCUUCAGGUGUAUCCUGCUCCGUUGGGUCCGAAUGCUCGGCUUCUCCAUCGUCUACGGCACAGUCACACUGAAAAUGUACAGGGUGCUGAAGGUGUUCCUCUCCCGUACGGCCCAGCGGGUGCCCUACAUGUCCAGCUUCCACCUGCUGAGGAUUCUGGGAGUGAUGCUGAUGACAGUCAGCUGGUUUCUGUGUGCGUGGACAGUGGGUGUCCUCCAAAAUCGUGACAGGAACAUCCCGGUGUUCAUCUCAACCACCACGUCAGACGGACAAGGGUUCAACCUGUGUUACCUGGAUCGCUGGGACUACAUGAUGGCUGUAGCUGAGCUUCUGUUCUUGUGCUGGGGAAGCUCGCUGUGGACUGCUGUCAGGCCGGUCCCCUCAGCCUUCCAUGAACCUCGUUACAUGGGUAUCGCCAUCCACAACGAGCUGCUUCUCUCCUCCAUGUUCCACCUGUUCCGGUUUACCUUUCCCUCUCUCCAUCCUGAUUGGAUGUUGCUGCUCUCCUUCACGCACACCCACGUGACCAUCACGGUGACACUCGCCCUGCUCUUCAUUCCCAAGUUUCUUUACGUAUCCAAGCCUGUGAGAGAGGAGAUCGCAGCCGAAGUGUAUGAAGAUGAAGUGGACCUGCGGCGCUCUGGCUCGUACCUCAACAGCAGCUUUCACUCUGCUUGGAGUGAGCACAGUGUGGAACCAGAUGACUUUCGGGAUGAACUGAAGAAGUUAUAUGCCCAGUUAGAAGUCCACAAGACAAAGAAGAUGGCUGCAAACAACCCUCAUCUGUCAAAGAAGCGAAGUUCUCGAUGUGCAUUGGGGAGAUCAAUUAUCAAACGCAUUGCUGAGAUCCCAGAAUCCAUGAGCCGACAGUGUAGCCGUGAGGAGAAAGAUGGAUCCUUGCACAGUAGAAGUAUAAAUCAGUCUGACUCUUUUAAGAGAGCCCCAGAUAAUUUCAGUAUCAGUAACAAAAACUCAAUGAAAUCACCAUCACCAUCCAUGCACAAGUCCAAAAGUGAUCAUCACUAUGUCAGGGAAAGUGCUGGGGGUGCAGGGAAAGAAGGGAUUGUAAAGAGAUCCUCUCAGAGAUCUGAAACAGACUCCCUGGAUAUUCCAUCAAGGGUAUGCAAGUCAUCCAGUGCCCAAAAUCUGACAGUUGACACCAAUCUCCUGCAUCCAGAUCACACUAGGCUUCAUAAGUCUUGGAGUCUAACUUCCAAUUCAACCCAUUCUAUGGAGAAUAUACCCAAGAUUAACAGAGCCAGCACAUUGCUGACAAGGUCCAGGCAGAGCAUUUCCAUUAGUGACCAAACCAGAAGUGCUCUCCAGUCAGAGCCAUUUGACAAGGCUGAGAUCUGUCCUUGGGAGGUGGAGAAAGAGCCAUCAGGGGACAAGAACCAGAAGCACGUCACUUACGCAAACUCGGAAGAUGGUGAGCAAAAAAAGCCACUAUCUCCAUUGGCACUUAUCUGUCCGUGGGACCAUUUACCACCUGAAGAAACAAAGGACAAAGGAGUACAAGGUGAAACCGAGUUGCCCAAAGCCCAGGCUCCGGUCUCUGCUAGUGCACCAGGCUCUCCAAGGCCAAAGAUCACCAAAGAUCAGCAUGUCUUCUCUUACCGUAGUACCACCAGUAAGUGGGUUGCUGUGAAAUCAAUUAUUGGAUCCAUGGAUGCAGGAAGCAGAUCUAGUAAAGAUGGAAAUUUAAAUAAAAAAGAUUCCGUUUCACAAAAAGGUCAGGAAAGUUCUACCACAACACAAAGAUCAGUAACAUCUAGUAGACGUCCAAGCAUGGAUAGGAGGUCUAUACAAAAAAGAAGUCUGACAACAGCAGACGGAAAACCAUGCCUUGUAAAGCAGAAUGCAAUUAGACUGUCCUCUGGGGAUUCCUCCGACAGAAGCCCAAGAAAGCUUGUGGUUGUAAAAUCUGCCAUCUGCCCAUGGGACAUGGACGAUACGCAAAAAGACAGCACUUAUGAUAGCGUGUUUUUAUCCAGGCAGAACAGCAAACAUAGUAGUAUAAGCUCUUGGGAAACUGCCAGCAGCUCCAGAACUCCGUCAACUCACAGAAGAGGUAGUAAUCGAGUUACACCAGUCUGUAAUGCUUCUUAUGCAGAUGUGUGUCCAUGGGAUGGAGCUGAUACUUUCCAGCAAGAAGCGGGAUCAAAACAGGAGCAGCCCAUUAAAGCAGAUGUCUGCCCAUGGGAAUCCCAGGUAUAUGAACGAUCAAAUGUAUGUCCAUGGGAAUCUCAAGAGCAAGGAUAUGUGAGAAGACAAGGAAGUGGUCGCGGUGAAGUACGUCCUUGGGAAUUGCAAGAUAUUCCGGUUAAUUCUCACACUAACCUGUCCAAAGAUUCACAGACACAACAGUCUUUGAAAUGUGCAGCAGAUGUAUGUCCCUGGGAGACCACAGAAACUCCCCAACCUUCAAUAAGCCUAGAUAAUGAAUAUGCUAGUGUUUGUCUUUGGGAUGUUCAGGACAAGGCUGAAGUUGUAUAUGAAAACCUGAAUCCUUUGGAGAGCAAGGAAACACUAACGGUGCCCCUUGGACAAGAAUUUAUGAAACCUGCCAUCUAUCCUGGUGCAUCAAAAGAACUUUUAGGUAAUGAGCAACAGUACCAUGCAAAAUCACCUGUCCUGAAUUGGGGUAAACAAGUUCCCAAGACAGCAGAAGGUUUUCCAUGGGAUUUCCCCAAUCCUCCUAAAAUCAUGGGAGAUAUUUGUCCAUGGGAAGAGGAGAGCACAGAACCAACACAUACAGACCUUACUUCACAAAUUACCAUCAAGGUAGAUGUUUGGGAACCUGGAAAUCAAGACAAACCAGAAGACUCACAAAAAUGCAUCUCACCUACCACACUGAGUGAGAGGAAAGACAGCACAAGAGCAAAUGUAUGUCCAUGGGAAGGUGAGCCCCUGGAAAAUCCUACAGUUACCAAGGUGCUGUCACAAGGACUGGAAAGGUCAGCAGAUGUUUGUCCAUGGGACACUGAGGAAACUAAAUCAGGAAAGCCAGAGACCCCCAAAACAUCAGAGAGUACAGUAAGACAAGACACAGCUAGAGGAAAUGUAUGCCCAUGGGAGACAGAGGAAGGGUCUGUCAAAGCUGAUGUAUCAAAAGCAUCAGAGAAGCUACAAGUGCAGAAAAUUUCCAGAGAAGAUGUCUGUCCAUGGGAAACAGAAAUCCCAAAAGGUCUGAAAGAGCAAGACACUGUUCAGGCAGAAAAGAUUACAGCUACGAGAAAGGAAGAUGGCAUUAGAGAUGAUGUGUGUCCAUGGGAAACAGAACAACCAAAAGUGCUCAGAAAACAAGAUAGCAGCCGGGCAGACAUUUGCCCAUGGGAGAGUGAAGAACCAGGAGUCAUCAAAAAGCAAGAUAGCACAAGAGGAGCCCUUUGUCCCUGGGAAUCUCAGGAUCCAGGAACAUCAACCGAGAGCAAGGUCAUUAUUCCCAAAACUGACAAAGAUGAAGUCACACAGAAUCUGGGUCCAUGCGGUGUAGAAGAGACUCCAGCAGAUACCAGCACAGAACAAACAGAUGGGUCUAAAUCAAACUUAGCUCUGGGCCGACGUGAUGCUUUGUGUCCCUGGGAGGUGGUGAGGAGCUCCUCUGGUUCAUUCACAGACAAUACCUCUGUCAUUUUUACAUGGGAGGCAGAGAACAUUCCAGAGGAAGAUGAAGAGGACAAUGCAGAGUCCGCUGCCGAGGCUCUCAUUUUCCCACCUGACCUGUGACCUAAUUUAGCCAGAAUUUACACAAAUUCUAACCCUUAGGUCAAAGGGAAUGAGAACUCUAAAAACACAUUUCCCCUGGCUGUCACACAACCACCAAAAUGGUUUUAUGAACCUCUCAAGUUCCACAGGUCAGAGGGCAGGGUCAGAUCAGAAACAGAUCUCCUGCAGCUGGCAAAGAUAAAAGCCCUUUGUGAUGGACAAUCACUGGAAGAUAAACUAUGUAAACUAAGGAGCUGGACACUGAGGGAAGUUUUCAUUUUACUGAAGCUCAAUGAUCCAGCAUUGAACUACAAACAGACAUUUCUUCAAUGAUGGGAGGUUAUCUUAUCAAUUAGAUGAAGUUCCUCUUCUUCCCGCUUCAACCCCCCCCAUAAAUUAUUUUUGUUGUUGUAUGCUUUUAGGUGACAAUUCACGUAUCUGCCAUCCAGAAUACUGGACAUAUGGCAGGGCUGAAUAUACUGUAUCGCAAAAUCUUAAUUUAAGUCCACAGGACUUAACAGAUGGAAUUUCAAUCGUAACCAGUACUUUGUUCUUACAGAAAUUCUAUUCAAAAAGUAGAAGUAAAAGUGUCAAGCAGCGCCACGACUAUGAGUCGGGUGUUAUUGAACUAAACUAUGCAUACCUGUGUCAUGUCUAGCAUUGAUUGUUACUCAAACUUUUGAUUCAAUCAUAACAGGAAAAGAAUAUCCCACUGUCUAAACAAUGCCAAAACUGCAUAAAGCUCCAUAAACUGGCUUAUACCCUAAAAACUAUACCCUUAAAACGUGGAGGAGAAUUGCAUUAGCCUUUUAUGCCUGAGCAUUUAGAAAGUCGAUGCUCUUUAUGUGGAUGCAGUUUCACUGGGACAUUAGAAGCAUGUUGUGAACAUUCUUUUUAAAUGUUUGGUACAUGCAACUGUAUGUGCACUGCAUUCUCUGAAGACGUUUGUGUUGCAGCUACGCGGCCUGCUACCAGCUCUGACCUGCACUCAGCCUAAAUGUUACAAAAUAACCCAAGUUAUGGAGGUGAGGCCACAGCUUCAGUGAAAAAGGUUUCGGUAUACUACAAAGGUUUCUGUGCAAAUAGUCACUGUGAUAACUGCUAGAAAUCUUUGGUAACACAGUCAUAGUCAAAUAUUUUAUGGACACUGAAUGGAACUAGAUCAUAAGACAUCAUUCAAUAGGAAACUAUUAUUAUGCAGAGAAACAGUAAAACUGUAGAAAUAGCCAGAGGUAUUUUUUUUAUUAAAUCAACUUAUGGUUUACUCAAAGAUAUAUUAUGUCUAUUAGAUAUCUUUACUACUGGCUAAACAAUUUCUUUACAUCAAGCGUGGCCCUAAAUUGAAAUGUCUGACAUUAAGUACAAGUUUCAGAUGCAGGUAACUGCAACGUAUUAAAAGCUGUUAUUUUGGAAAACAACCUCUAGUGAUUAAAACUUACAAUAUUAAAAAUGUGUAUAUUAAUGUUAUAAAGUCGUGUCUAUGCCAGAACUUAUUCAGUGAACUCGGGUGUCAGUUGUUUGAAAUGGUGAUCGUUAUCUGCACCUCUGCUGCCGUGUCAUUAACGCUAGGUUUCCUUCUUUCACAGAAGCUCAGCUGAUUCUUGCCAGUGAAGUGACCUGGUUUUGUGAGCAUUGUUGCAUGUUUGUGUGUUUUUGAAUAAGCGUGCUGUAAUUUGUUGUCAGGUAAAAUGAAGCUAUAUUGUUGUAACACACCCCUC